ACUCAUCCUCUCCCUCUCAUCAAAAAAGUCAUACAUACACUUGCAUUUCUCACAUCUAAAUCAUUAUUUCUUUUUCCUAGUCAUUUGUAGUAAUAUAUCCACCCUUUACCACUUACAUUAUAUUUUUUUUUACUUUUAUUUUUAUUCUAUUAAAAAAAUUUUACAAUCAUGUCUGCUAAAGCCGUUCGUGAAUACGAUGGAAAGCUCCUUUUGGCCCACUGGCUCCUCCGUGCACCCAUCCCGGCGAUCGAAGUCACUGGAACUGAUGCUACAGGAGCAUCCAAAACCAAGUUUAUCCAACCCUCGACGCGUUUGGCCCAUAUUUCCAUCGAUACUGCUCUCUUACAGAAGGAUAAUGCCCAGUUUGAACAACAUGUUCGUUCUGUAUUGGAUCAACUAGAGGUCUCACAUCCUUGGCUGUUGACCCACAAAUUGGUAGCCAAGCCUGAUCAAUUGAUCAAGCGUCGUGGCAAGAGUGGAUUGUUGUUGUUGAAUGCUGAUUGGCCUGAGGCUCGCGCCUGGAUCGAAAAGCAUGCUGGCAAAGAAGUCCUUGUUGAUUCAGUAGCCGGAGUGCUCAAGACAUUCUUGAUUGAACCAUUCAUCCCUCAUCCCUCCAACACCGAGUACUAUAUCUGCAUUAAUUCGGAUCGUGAAGGAGACAAUAUUCUCUUUACCCACGAGGGUGGAAUCGAAGUCGGAGACGUGGAUGCCAAAGCUUUAAAGCUUCAAGUCAAAGUCCAAGAUACAUUCCCAACGGCUGAGGCUAUCCGCUCUACAUUACUGGCCCAUGUCCCUGAAGUCAAGCAUGAUGUUCUCGUAGACUUUAUCACCCGCCUUUAUGCCGUCUACAUUGAUCUUCAUUUCACAUACCUCGAAAUCAACCCCCUUGUGGUCUUGGAUCCUACAGAAGAAGAGCCUGCCCGUGUUUACUAUCUUGACCUUGCUGCCAAGUUAGAUCAGACUGCAGAGUUUGAGGCUGGCCCCAAAUGGGCUAUUGCUAGAGCACCUCAAAAUAUUGGUAUUGCUGGUGUUGCACCAUCUACAACAAUCGGCGCAGAUGCUGGUCCAGGUAUGGAAUUCCCAGCUCCUUUUGGUCGUGAGUUGACUAAAGAAGAGGCAUAUGUUCAGGAGCUGGAUUCCAAGACUGGCGCUUCUCUCAAACUGACAAUCUUAAACAAGGAUGGACGUAUCUGGACUAUGGUUGCUGGUGGUGGUGCCUCUGUCGUCUACAGUGAUGCAAUUGCUGCUCUUGGCCAGGCACAUGAGUUAGCUAACUAUGGAGAGUACUCAGGCGCGCCUACUGAAACUCAGACCUACGAGUAUGCCAAAACAAUCUUGGACCUUAUGACUCGCUCCCCCACACCCCAUCCUGAGGGUAAAGUGUUGAUCAUCGGAGGAGGCAUUGCCAAUUUCACAAAUGUAGCCUCAACUUUCAAGGGCAUUGUCCGCGCUUUAACAGAGUUCAAACAAUCAUUGAUCGCUCACAAGGUCCGAAUCUUUGUCCGCCGUGGUGGACCCAACUAUCAGGAAGGUCUGCGUUCCAUGCGUCAGUUGGGUGAAUCUUUGGGCGUAGAGAUUCAGGUCUUUGGACCUGAGACUCACAUCACCGAGGUCGUGCCCUUGGCUUUGACGGGCAAGUCCUCUGACAACUUGGCUACAGCUAAUGGCGCCCAUAUCAACGGCAACGGCGCUUCCUCGGGCAAUCUCUUGCAGGAUCAACUCUUGGGAUCCAACAGCAGCAUCAGUACCCCUGCUCCCACUAACCCUCCAUCUCGUGCACCUACACCACCACCCACUACUCAAGACAGAAUGACUUUUUUCUCAGAUGCGGAAGCAAAGACCAAAGCGGCGGGAGGCCAUGAUAACAAUGUUCCCUUCACAGCUCAUACUCGUUCGUUUAUCUAUGGCAUGCAACCUCGUGCAGUCCAAGGAAUGCUCGACUUUGAUUUCAUCUGCAAACGUGAAGUUCCCUCAGUGGCGGCGAUGAUUUACCCCUUUGGAGGUGCUCAUGUUCAAAAAUUCUAUUGGGGUACAAAAGAGACUCUCCUACCUGUGUUCACGACUCUGGAGGAGGCCACUACCAAGUUCCCUGAAGUGGACACAGUCGUCAAUUUUGCCUCAUGCCGUUCAGUGUACCAGUCCACGUUGGAUAUUCUCAAGUACUCGAAUCAGAUAAAAACAAUCGCAAUCAUUGCUGAGGGAGUUCCAGAGCGUCGAGCUCGUCAGAUCCUUUGGGAGGCCAAGGGAAAAAAUGUGCUGGUGAUUGGGCCUGCGACCGUGGGUGGUAUCAAGCCUGGAUGUUUCAAGAUUGGAAACACAGGAGGCAUGAUGGAUAAUAUUGUAUCAUCUAAAUUGUACCGUGCAGGAUCUGUGGCCUAUGUAUCGAAAUCUGGAGGCAUGUCCAAUGAGUUGAACAACAUUAUCUCACGCACGACAGAUGGUGUCUAUGAAGGAGUGGCCAUUGGAGGUGAUCGGUACCCGGGCUCGACUUUUAUUGAUCAUUUGUUGCGCUAUGAACAAGACCCUAACUGCAAAAUGCUUGUACUCUUGGGAGAGGUUGGAGGAGUGGAAGAGUAUAGAGUCUGUGAAGCCAUCAAGAAUGGACAAAUUCGUAAGCCUGUAAUCGCUUGGUGUAUCGGCACAUGUGCAAAGAUGUUUGCAACUGAAGUCCAAUUCGGUCAUGCUGGAGCAUUGGCCCAAUCAGAUCUUGAGACUGCAGAUGCGAAGAAUAAGGCUCUCCGAGCAGCUGGCGUAGUCGUGCCAGAGACAUUUGAGAAGCUGCCGUUGGUCCUCAGCCAGACGUUCCAGAACUUGGUCAAGCAAGGCACAAUUCAACUGAAGCCCGAGCCUGAGACACCCAAGAUCCCGAUCGACUAUUCUUGGGCUCAAGAGCUAGGUCUGGUCCGAAAGCCAGCAUCCUUUGUUUCGACUAUCUGCGAUGAUCGUGGUCAGGAGCUGUUGUACGCCGGCAUGCGUAUCUCUGAUGUCUUCAAGGAUGAUAUCGGUAUCGGAGGUGUCCUGUCAUUGCUGUGGUUCAAGCGUCGGUUACCAGAUUAUGCAUGCAAGUUUAUCGAGAUGGUAUUGAUGCUGACAGCAGACCAUGGACCUGCGGUUUCUGGAGCCCACAACACCAUCGUCACAGCUCGUGCUGGUAAAGAUUUAGUAUCUUCACUCUGUGCAGGUCUCUUGACGAUUGGAGAUCGAUUCGGAGGAGCAUUGGAUGGAGCUGCAGAGCAGUUCUCGUCUGCCUAUGACAAGUCUUUAACACCACGAGAAUUUGUGAGCUUGAUGCGUAAACAAAACAAACUUAUCCUGGGUAUUGGCCACAAGAUCAAGUCAAAGACCAACCCCGAUUUGCGAGUGGAAAUUAUAAAGUCAUAUGCAAAGACACAUUUCCCCGCCACACCAAUCUUGGACUAUGCACUGCAGGUCGAGAACAUUACAACGUCCAAGAAGGAUAACCUGAUCUUGAAUGUGGAUGGAGCAAUUGGAAUCUUGUUUGUAGAUCUGUUGAGACAUUCUGGAGCAUUCACGAGAGAGGAGGCUGAGGAGUAUAUCAAGAUUGGAACAUUGAACGGUUUGUUUGUGUUGGGACGAUCCAUUGGAUUCAUUGGACAUUAUCUGGAUCAGAAGCGAUUGAAGCAAGGAUUGUAUAGACACCCUUGGGAUGAUAUUUCUUACCUGACACCUGGCAAUGAAUUGGGACGAACAGUUGCAUCUUUGGAUUCGAUCAACAAGAAAGCAUAAAAUGAGACAAGGCAGAAAAAGAACAGUCGAUGCUACGCGGAUCUUUUGUAAAAUAUAGUGAGAAUAAUAAAAAAAAAAAAGGAAGUUUUCAUGGCAUAUUC
Messenger RNA from Lobosporangium transversale, 3848 nucleotides. Its product is annotated as putative ATP-citrate synthase subunit 1 (ATP-citrate (pro-S-)-lyase 1). Gene Ontology annotation, biological process: acetyl-CoA biosynthetic process; tricarboxylic acid cycle; fatty acid biosynthetic process. Gene Ontology annotation, molecular function: ATP citrate synthase activity. The transcript is spliced from 3 exons. The record is from RefSeq and is a predicted model, not a curated record. Gene Ontology annotation, cellular component: cytosol. Bases 169 to 3747 code for a protein of 1192 amino acids. Lineage: Eukaryota; Fungi; Mortierellomycota; Mortierellomycetes; Mortierellales; Mortierellaceae.